AUGGAAAAUUAUGAUCGUGGAUCACAAGGAAGUGUUCGAUUUGACAUUGAAGAAGAAAGUGUGGAACAGACAGCCAGAGAAAGAACUGAAGCUUAUGUGAACUCGCAGAACUACACAGUGUGGAAACUUGGUUUCCUAAAUAUCCUGAAGGAAUUAAGAGUAUCACCGAUCGAAGAACUUGAUCUGCUGACAAAAUGGCUAGGCCCUGAAUCCAAAAAAUAUGCACUCUCCAUACGCUCAGCAAACACUUUACAACCAGAGAGAGGUUUAUCCCUGAUAUGGGCCCGAUUAGAAGACUGCUAUGGGAAACCGGAGAUGGUAGAGGCUGCAUUGAAGUCAAAGCUCAGAGACUUUCCAAAAAUAACAGAGACAGAUCCAAAGCGUUAUUAUGAUCUACUUGACUUGCUGUAUGAGAUUGAGUCCAACAAGCAGGAUCCAAAAUAUUCCAGACUACUUGGAUACUAUGACACUUCCUCAGGCAUACUGCCUAUUGUUAGUAAACUCACCAACCAAGUACAAGAUAAAUGGGCCACCCGUGCAUCUCAGUAUAAACGUUUGAACCAUGUUCCAUUCCCACCAUUCAGCAUUUUUGUCAGUUUCAUACAGGACAUCUGUGAGUUGAAAAAUGAUCCAGGUCUUGUUUCAUCCACCAGGUAUUCAUUCGACAAGAAGAGAGAACCUACAAACAAAGUCUUUGUGCGGAAGUCAGAUGUUGGUACCGAAAUGCCAACAUCCUCUACACAGUGCCCUAUACACAAGGCUGACCAUCCCUUGGAACAAUGCCGUGCUUUCCUGGCAAUGACAUUCCCAAAUAAACAUGACUUUCUGAAAAGUAGGGAACUCUGUUUCCGUUGCUGCAAGGGAAAGCAUAGGACCAACAAGUGUAAACUUAAAUUGAGUUGUGAUGUAUGUAAGAGUGACCGCCAUGUUACCUGUAUGCACUUUCACAGAGACACUGGGCAAGAGAAUGGCGGGGAGAGUUCAUCUAAAGAAUCACUAUCUGCGAAGGGAGAUGAAAACAUUAUCACGUCUUCUUGUAUCCAAUUGUGUGGGAAGGACAAUGUUGGCCGAUCUUGUGGGAAGAUUGUCCUUGUGAACGUAUACCAAUCUAACAGACCUGAACUUACCUUUAGAACUUACGCUAUGAUGGAUGAUCAGAGCAAUAGAACCUUAGCUGGUUCCAAGUUUUUUGAUCACUUUGGACUAGAAGGCAAUGACUGUGUUUUCACAUUGAAUUCCUGCAGUGGUAGUGUUACAUUUUCUGGAAGAACAGCAGAGGGAUUCGUCAUCGAGCCAGUGUCAGCUGAACAGAAGUUAUACUUACCUAAAAUGAUCAUAGAAUGUGAUGAGAUUCCCAACAAUCGUAAGGAAAUACCGACUCCUGAAGUUGCGUCUGCAUAUCAACAUCUGCUGGAUAUUAGACCAUUUAUUCCUGAUUUGGAUCAAACAGCCGAGAUUCUGCUUCUUGUAGGAAGGGAUUUGAUCCAAGCACAUCAUGUGAUCGAACAAAGACUUGGGCCACCAGACUUGCCGUUUGCACAAAAACUGCACUUGGGGUGGACUAUUAUCGGUGAAGUGUGUUUGGGUAGUGCUCAUAGGCCCAAUUCCAUUGUAGUGAAUAAGACUCAUGUGUUGGACAAUGGGCGUAGUACCAUAUUUAAACUUGUGAUUCCAAGCUAUUCAUUACACAAGAAAAACGUUGUCAACAUGGUGUCAGUUCUUGCUCGGAAAUAUUCUGUAGUACAGUGA
Saccostrea echinata is the source of this 1749-nucleotide messenger RNA. RefSeq lists its product as uncharacterized. The transcript is spliced from 3 exons. Bases 1 to 1749 code for a protein of 582 amino acids. Lineage: Eukaryota; Metazoa; Mollusca; Bivalvia; Ostreida; Ostreidae. The record is from RefSeq and is a predicted model, not a curated record.